UUGCCCGCAAUGUCAUAUUGUGGUGUAGUUGAGAAAAGUAACGUUAGUAAAAAAGUGAUUUUUUUUGUUUUUUAACAUAAAUAUUACCAUUUGAUGGAUUGUACCCAUAGACUGUAUGCAUGUAUAUUUAUAUAUAAGUUAACUAGCAUGUUAGUUAGCAGUAAUUAGCCUGCGCCUAUGUUCAUGUUAACUAGCAUGUUGGUUAGCAGUAAUUAGCCUGCGCCUAUGUUCAUGUUAACUAGCAUGUUAGUUAGCAGUAAUUAGCCUGCGCCUAUGUUCAUGUUAACUAGCAUGUUAGUUAGCCAUCACCGGAAAACAGCUUCUAAUAGACUUUAUUGGUCUCCGUCCCGAGCAACGGGACCUGUUGGUCCAUUUCUUUAACUGUCUAUGUUUUAGGACAGCCAAUAGCGAGUUCCCUUCCUUCAGAGUUAGCUUCAUAGUUAGCUUUAACGUUAGCUGCCGAGUUAGCUUGAGAGUUAGCUUCAGCGUUAGCUUUAUAGUUAGCUUCAUAGUUAGCUUUAACGUUAGCUUCAGCGUUAGCUUUAUAGUUAGCUUUAACGUUAGCUUCAGAGUUAGCUUCAUAGUUACCUUGAGAGUUAGCUUCAGUGUUAGCUUUAUAGUUAGCUUCAUAGUUAGCUUGAGAGUUAGUUAGCAUCGUUUCUCUAGUUGCUCCUGUUUGUGAUUAUCUGUGAUUUGGCUUCAGCAUGGUGCAGAGCUGCUGUGCCCCGGGCUGCCAGAGCUAUCGGGGGAAAGAUAACGAGAAUAAAUCAUAUUAUAGGAUUCCUAAAGACCCCGAGAGAGGAAGCCAGUGGAUCGCCGCCAUAGGACGAGCUAGAAGCGGCCACGACGUCACGGAGCCGUGGAGGCCCGGAACCACUCUGGUCCAUGUCUGCAGCGACCACUUCAUAUCAGGGAGGAAGAGUAACCGCCCCGGGUCACCUGACUACGUCCCCUCGGUCUUUGCUGAUGCCCCCCCCACGGAGAAGACAAGAAGCAGGCUGCGGUUAGAUGUCUUCAACAGACUCCAGGAGACCAACGUCCCCAGGAUAGAGACAGCAGCAAAACCAUCAGCUGACGGUCCUCCUGCAGACCAGGGCCGGGAAUCAAACCUCCACCAAGGACUGUCUGUACCCCGCGAAAACCCAGCAACCCCCCCAUGUGACAGGGAACAUGGGGCCGAGCGCCGGCGGUCCGACCCUGGAGAGAAUUUAGAUCUCUGCUGCAGUCGGCUCUGCAACGUCAACCCGACUUCAGCCAGAAGAAGACGGACGUCGGCUUCAGAGAGUUUUUCCGAGGCGCUCUGGAAGCUUCUCUGGAGGCCUACAGCCGGUCCCGGGCUCGGUCAGCCCCCCCGCCGCCCUGCGGGUCCUGGGAGUACGACGUGGACCUGAAUGUGGACCCGGUGAAGGAGGAGGCGCUGCCCUGCGGGUCCAGGGAGUACGACGUGGACCUGAAUGUGGACCCGGUGAAGGAGGAGGCACUGCCCUGCGGGUCCAGGGAGUACGACGUGGACCAGAACCCGGCGCCCUGCGGGUCCAGGGAGUACACCGUGGACCUGAACCCGCCCUGGAAGU
Molecule: messenger RNA, 1574 nt
Organism: Etheostoma spectabile (orangethroat darter)
Lineage: Eukaryota; Metazoa; Chordata; Actinopteri; Perciformes; Percidae
Product: THAP domain-containing protein 8
Exons: 4
Coding region: 705-1391 (228 amino acids)
Source: RefSeq, a predicted model, not a curated record